UGUGCUUUGACCGUUUCCCUCAGGCCCACUGUAAAAAGGCGAGUGAUGAAUCCCGGCCUGACAGGUGGAUCGAAACAUGCUUCGUUAUAAGAAGUCGUCCGUGACCGGUCAGAUUUUUGCCGGUGAAUCAUCAAGAGAUCUGAUCGGGAACAAUGUCAAGCAAUACAACUGCCAAAGACUUCUCGGCUGUUAAUGCCGAUAAGGGCUCCCCCGGCCACGAAUCUCCCCCGGAAAGAGGCCCGGUUGUGGUCAGCCAGGGCGAGGUCGACGACACGACGUAUUUCUAUAACGUCAACAAGGGCAAUGUUCGCCCUCUGACCCCUGAAAUCGAGGGCAAAAUCAUCCGUCGGAACUUUUGGUUUCUGCUCGGACAGACAUGGUGGAUAUCCUUCUUGAUCCACCUUGACAAGUCGUCGCUAUCGUCUGCCAGCACCAUGGGCAUCUUCAGAGACGUCGAUAUGACGAAAAAUGAGUAUAAUAUACUCUUUACGCUUUUUUAUGUCGGUUACUUAAUCGCUCUCUGGCCUGGUGCCUGGCUCUCCCAACGAGUUGGCCACAAACAAUUCAUUACUGCUUCGCUUUUCCUCUGGGCUGUUUUGAUAGGCGUCCACCCAGCUGUCCGGACAGGCAGGCAGCUGAUGGCUGUACGCUUCCUCCUAGGCAUGACAGAGUCACAGGUUGUGCCGUCUACAGCGAUACUCCACCAAGCAUUCUUUCCCCCGAAGAAGAGCCCCUGGGUCCAGUUACUAUGGUGGACGGCCGGAAGUUUAGCUAAUGUCCUUCUUACCAUGGUUGCAUACAAGCUUCUGAAAAACGAAAGCGCAGGUGGACUUGCUGGGGGUAUUUCCUCCUGGAAAUGGCUACAUAUUAUGUGUGCUAUUAUAACGUUCACUAUCUUUGUCCCUCUUGUCUUAUUCCUGCCUAAUUCGCCUGUAGAGGCGAAGUGGCUUUCAACUGAGCAAAAGGUCCAUACAAUUGAAAUUAUUCGCAAAACACGCGCAGGGAUUACGAAUUCAACAGUCAAGUGGUCCCAAGUGCAUGAAUGCUUUACCGAUGUCAAGACUUGGCUAUUUAUAUUCCACAUGUUCUUCAAUGAACUUCCAAGUAAUACCUCAGCACAGGUACCCUUGAUCAUUGUGGGCUUUGGUUUUACUCCUGCUCAGAGCGCACUUUUCAAUGUUGCGAAGCCUCUUUGGGGGUGUGCAUUGCUUCUUGCCUCCGCCGCGAUGCUAUACGGCACCGAUCUAGGAACUGGCUAUACAUGUGCAAUAUCUUAUCUUCCUUGCAUAAUUGGAGGUAUUAUUGAGCUGUCUUCCCCCUGGUCAAACAAAGUAGCCUUGGUAGUAGGGACACAAAUCUCAUCAUUCAAGCCAUCUUACCUCCUCGGCCUUUCGUGGGCUGGAACGACUACAACAGGGCACACCAAGAAGGUCUGUCUGAUGUCCUCAUGUGUCGUGGCCGCAGCCGUCGCCAAUAUGAUUUCCCCAGAGUUCUGGCAAUCAAAGUAUAGCCCACGAUAUGUGCUGCCCUGGUCGUUCAUGACGGCCUUUUGGGUCAUCUCUCCGGGCAUGUGCCUUAUCAUUCGAUUCUACCUUGACCGCGAAAACCGACGUCGAAAGCAGCUCCUUGCUGAGCAGGGUGACGAAUCAGAAAGAGACGAAGUGAUGGAUACGGGGAGUGAGAUUGUAAAGGUCGGAGGGGGAGAUCUGGAUCUGACUGACCGACAGAAUCUGAAAUUCAUCUAUCCUUUGUAAUCACAUACUGUCGGGAUCCAUUCUAUUAAUGCCUAUAUCAGUAUAUCGAUAGAAUAAAUAUUUUAUGCUGCUCAGAUGCAGCAAAACUGCCAAAUCCUAGGUGGAGAUAUAUUUAUAAAUGCAUCCUCUAUGUCGUUAUCUCUAUAUAUAAAUAGUUGACUCCAGC
Aspergillus versicolor CBS 583.65 is the source of this 1920-nucleotide messenger RNA. RefSeq lists its product as uncharacterized. Gene Ontology annotation, biological process: transmembrane transport; L-cysteine transport. The transcript is spliced from 5 exons. Gene Ontology annotation, cellular component: membrane. The record is from RefSeq and is a predicted model, not a curated record. Gene Ontology annotation, molecular function: L-cysteine transmembrane transporter activity. The coding region runs from base 153 to 1754 and encodes 533 amino acids. NCBI's taxonomy places the organism in Eukaryota, Fungi, Ascomycota, Eurotiomycetes, Eurotiales, Aspergillaceae.